AUGGGAAACGUGGUGGACCACAACCGACUGUACGCCCAUACCCUCUUGUCAUGGGUCUAUUUUGCGUUCAUCCUGUACAUGGUCUCACGAGAAUGUGUAUACUAUAUCAACUUACGACAAGCGUAUCUCCUUUCACCAUUUUAUGCAAAUCGACUGUCCUCGCGGACAGUGCUAUACAGAAAUGUACCUCGACAGUUCCUGGACGAGCAGAGGCUUCGAUGGAUGCUUGGAAGCUCUGUCAAGCGGAUUUGGAUUCCCCAAACGACCAGUGAGCUUGAACGCCUUGUCGAGGAAAGGGAGCAAACGGCGAUGCGUCUGGAAAAGGCCGAGUUUGAACUCAUCAAGAUGGCCAAUGCGGCAAGGACGAAAGCACUUAAGAAAGGAAAAAAUGGGAACAAGCAGGAACCAAGUCAAGAAUCUCUCGAAACCGAAUCCCGGAGUGAAAAUGGGAGAAAAUCCGUCUCAAGAUCUGGCGCCGCCGAAAUCAUAUCGGCGCCCGACAGCCCACAGGACGCCUCUUACCCUUCGAAAGAGAUGGGAGAGCGGACUCUGCCAGAUGUCAACGGAUCAGUUGCCUCACAAUGGAUCCCGCAUAGCUCGAGGCCACACCACAGACCGAUUGCAAACUACGGGCGCCGCGUGGACACGAUCAAGUGGACCAGGAAUCAGAUCAGGAAGCUGAACAACCAAAUUGCCAAAGUGCGGCGAGACCAGCUUUUCAAAACCGAGGGCAUGCUGCCUUCCGUCUUUGUGGAGUUCGAGACACACACAGAUGCACAACACGCCUACCAGACGCUGACGCAUCAUCGCCCGUUGCACAUGGCUCAACGCUUUAUUGGGGUUCGGCCAUUCGAGAUCCUAUGGGAGUCGUUGAGCAUGUCGUGGCUAGAGACGAUCGUGCGAAAGUUCUUGAUCAAGGCUCUGAUCACCGCCUUGAUAAUAUUUUGGGCCAUUCCAUCCGCCCUAGUAGGCACAAUUUCUAAUAUUGACUAUCUAUCGGAGAAGGUCAGUUUCUUAGGAUGGAUAGCAGAUCUCCCAAGCUCCGUGAAGGGUAUUUUGAGUGGUGUCGUUCCGGCCAUGGCUCUGUCUUUGCUGAUGAGUAUCGUUCCGGGGAUCCUGAGAUACUGUGCGAGGCUAGGCGGAGUUCCAACUCUGAGCAUGAUCGAGCUCUACACCCAGCAUGCCUACUUUGCAUUCCAAGUGGUCCAAGUAUUCUUGAUUACGACCCUGACAUCCGCAGCGUCGGCAGCCGUUACGAAGUUGCUCGAAGAUCCGACAACGGCAAAGGACUUGCUCUCGCAGAAUCUGCCCAAGGCCUCCAACUUCUAUCUCUCCUACUUUCUUCUGCAGAGCCUGGCACUUGGCUCUUCCGCGCUUGUCCAAUUCGGUAAUCUGUUCCAGCUGUAUGUGUUUCAAAGGUACAUCAGCAGUCCACGGAAGAUGUACAGGAGAUGGCACCGGCUGCAGCGUAUUCAUUGGGGGGCAGUCUUUCCCGUCUACACCAACCUUGGUGUCAUCACUCUCAGCUAUGCGCUUAUUGCGCCAAUAAUCCUGGGAUUCGCCGCUGUCGGUCUCCUCUUCUUGCAUAUUGUGUACCGAUACAACCUCAUCUACGUUUACGAUUCUGAAGUCGAUACGAGAGGGCUGGUCUACCCUCGCGCUCUUAUGCACCUCCUCUUAGGCUUAUACUUCUCCGAGGUUUGCAUGAUUGGUUUGUUUUCGCUCAAAGGAGCAUACGUCCCAGUCGUGUUGACUGUGGCCCUCCUUGUUCUCACUGGUUUGGUCCAUACUUCGCUCAUCGACGCGCUGGGGCCACUUUUAUGGAGUCUGCCAAAAAGUUUGACGAUGCAAGAAGACCAGCUGCACUUACUGGCUAGUACCCCGACGAAUCGACGCAUUGCCGAAGAUAUAGAGCGAUCCGAAGAAUAUCAUUCCGACAAAGAGGAACAGGGGCCAGACCAAGGCGACAGCAGGGCCUUGGAAGGCGCAAGUGGAGCUCUCAACGCCCUGGGAGGCGGCGUCAAAACCAUGUUCAGGAAGAAACUGAAAAAGGAGGUUCCCGCCGAAGCCCACAUGGUGGUGAAUGCUCUCAACGCAUUUUGGAUGCGAUGGCUCUCACCAAAUCCCGCAGACAAGUCGAACUUUCUUCUACGCUGGCUCCAUCCCGAGGUAUAUUCCGACUACACCAUACUUCGUCGGAUGGUGCCAUCCGACUUGCCAGACCCAGUGUAUCCGGAUGAGAUUGAGCAGGAUAUCUACUACCCACCUUCGUUCUUCGCCAAACCGCCGACGUUAUGGAUUCCCCGUGAUCCAGGCGGGAUCAGUCGACAAGAGGUGGAACACAGUGGGAAGGUCAUUCCCACCACAGAUGAAUAUGUACAAAUAGACGAAAACGGCAAUGUGAUGAUCAAUCUGGAGGAGAGCCGACUUUUUUUUGACGUUAGCCGGCUGAGAUAUUGA
Molecule: messenger RNA, 2460 nt
Organism: Fonsecaea erecta
Lineage: Eukaryota; Fungi; Ascomycota; Eurotiomycetes; Chaetothyriales; Herpotrichiellaceae
Exons: 4
Coding region: 1-2460 (819 amino acids)
Cellular component (GO): plasma membrane
Molecular function (GO): calcium-activated cation channel activity
Source: RefSeq, a predicted model, not a curated record